AUGUCUUUUAUAACAAAGAGGGAGCGAGUCUUCAAUGAUUACGAUCUGUUUGACCUACCAGCUAGGAAUGAAGGGAAAUUGAAGGCUUACGCAUCAUGUACGGACGCGAGGGCAUGGUCUCACUUUUGCUCCGACAAAAGCGAGCAUUUAGUGGAGAUAAUAAAAAGAAACAAUGACACAUGUCGCCCUAAGUAUGUGCCCACUGAUGUGAUAGUGGAUACGCUGAUGGUAGCUAAGAAUGCGGAGAUCGGACGGCUGAAGCGGAAAAUCGAGGAGUUUGAACAAAUGUUGGAGGCCUACGACCAACUCGACCUCACUUGUGAGCAGAAAUGUGAAAUAGCGAACGCUCACGCCGCUAUCAAAGCUGCCAAUAAGGAACUAGACGACAUGUUCUUGGAUUUGGACUUAUCCGGAUUUACUGAGGGCAUGGAUUCUGAUGCUUUUGAGACCGGCAAAUCUAGGGGUGACGAGGUUUGUGAAUAUUGUAAAGCCUUUUUUGUUGGUCCAAUAAUGCCUGCAAAAGUUAAGGAAGAUGAGUGGGUGGUGGCGAAACCCCCGCCGCCGGUGGCGGAACAUAAAAGCAACCAAGUAGGUUCUUCGUGCCCAUGUGAUGCUAGCACCAAUGCCACGGAUCCUAGAAUAAAAGAAAUGAAAGAAGCCCUCAUUAAUAAAGACGCCAAAAUGGGCGCUAUGCAGAACACAAUUGCGGUUAUGGAAAACGAUGUGUGUGAGCCUUAUUGUAUUUAUGCUCACAUCUAUACGGCAUUGGAAAAGAUCUUUGGAAUUUUGUGCCAAAAUGAUAAAUACAAGUUGUAUUUAAAUCUCAUGACGGCUGGUAAAGAUACAAGAUGCAUUGAUAUUAAAGGGAAAAUAUUAUACAAGCUCAAAGUGUUUGAAAAGUUCUGCCAAGCCUUAAUUGCGCCGUGUUCUCAAACACAAGAGCAAAGUUCCGAUUCCCAACAAGAUUGCUCCUGCUAUCGUGCAGAAGUUCUUCAACAGUUAGUUCCAACUGCGUACGCUUUGACAACCUCCGAAAUCCAAAAUCCUAGUCUUGAUCACAAAAGAGCUCAUUUAGUUGCAGACAUCAUGGAAAAUGAGGAAAUGAAGGAAAUUCUUAGAAAAGAUAGUUCUUCAAAUAUAAAUCAUGACGAUGAAAGAGAAGAAUUUAUUGAAGAUUAUGAUAUAGAUGCAGAAAAUUUAAAACGGCUUAAGAAUUUGCAAGAAGAUUACGACGAUUUGAUGACAUGUUACGAAGCUUUAAAACAUGAAAAAGAAAACUUGUUACUUAAGUGUCAAAAGUACGAAGAAUUAGACAAAGAAUAUGAUACGCUACGAAAUCAAUUACGGGAGUACAAUCUAUUGUGGAAUGAGAAAGAACACUACCGUAAGCGGUCCGCCGAUCUUGACUCACUUAAAGAACAGUAUCUAAUAUUAGCUGAUGAAACUACUAAUAUGGAAACUCAACUCAAGGCAGAGUCAGAAAUAAUUAAAAUUAAAUCUAAUGCAAUUGAAGAAUUAAGAAACGAAAAUGUUACCCUCGAAAAAAAAUUAAACGACGCUUUAAUUGGUUUCGAAAAAGAGAAGAGCAUAUUACAGUGUAAAUUGAAGGAAACAGAAUGCAAGUGUAUGUGCCAGGAGCAACAAAUUAAAAGUUUAUCUGUACAAAUCGACAGGUUAUUGGAACAAGAAACAGACAAGGUCAAAAAUUAUACUAUUAACGCAUGCAUAAUAAAUCUAAUAUUAAUAGAUGAAGUAGAAUCGCUUAAAGAACAAAUAAAAAAUUUGAAGGAUGCAUUGUUAGGCAGUGAAGAGGAAAAACAAAAUUUAAGUGAUGAAUUUCAAGAUAAUCUGAAAAUAAUACACAACCUCCGCAUGGAAAUAGAAGACUGGAAAAGUACAUACGAAAAAGCAAUGCAUCGAACUAAUUAUUUAGAAGAUUAUGCUCAACACUUUGAAGAAAAUAUCAAUAAAUUGGCAAAUGAAAACAAACAAUUGUCACAAGAUGUAAAGGAUAAAACUGCAGCAGUCGAAAAUUUGAUAAAUGUUAUUAAUAAUAAGUCAAAAGAAAUUAACACGCUCUUAGGAGAAAUAGAAGUAAAAGAAAACGAAAACAAAGACUUGUUAAGACAACUUAAUGAGUUAAGAGAUAUUUAUGAAUGUAACAUAUCUGCUGCAGAAAACGAGAAAAAAGAGGUUUUAGAAUCAUUGUCAUUAGCAAAGAGAGAGAGUGAAGAAUUGAUGAAUAAAUUGAAAGAUUACGAAGAACUCGUUCAAAGUCAAAAUGAUAUGACAAAUAGCUUCGAAGCGAAGAUAGUAAACUACAAUCAACUAAAACAAGCGCUUUUAGAUACAAUCGAAGAAAAUAAAAACCUUGAAAUGAGCAAGGCAUUGCUAUUGAAUGAAAUUCAAAGGCUCAAAGAAGUACAUACAUAUGCUGUUAACGAUAUUGAUGAUUUAAAUGAAGAAAACAAUAAAUACAAAAGUUCAUUAGAGUUGCAGCGCAAAAAAAGUGAAAUAUUGGAAGACAAAUUAUCACAGUUCGAAAGCCUAUCACAAGAACUACAAAGCCUACAGGAAACUCAUGAAAAUAUAAUAUCAGAUAAACGGAAAUUAGAGAAAGACCUUCUUGAAACUAAAUAUGAAUUAGAAAACGAAAAACGCUCUGCAGAGGUUUCUAAGAAAGAAAUUGAAGAAUUAAAACUGAAAUCUGAAAAUUUAGCUAAUGAAUUACAUAGACUUGGUGAAUCGUACCAAACAUUAGUGAAAGAAAAAUAUGAUUUGUAUGGAGAUUUGACAGAAAAAAAUAAAAAAUUACUUGAAUUACAACAAUCUCUAGAUAAUUUAAAAGAAAAGAAUAAUUGUUUACAAGAUCGUUCUAGUCAAAUAAAUAAAUUAGAGAAAACUAUUGAUGAUUUAAAAAAUACGUGUGCUAAAUUAGACUCCGAAAAGCAAUUACUUCAAAAAGAUUUGUACCAAACCCUACAAGUCAAAACUGAAGAAAAUACGCGUUUAUUGAAUGAAAUUACAUACUUACGAGGUAAACAUGAGGCUGUUAAAAGUAAUUUGGAUGAUCUACAUAACGAAAAUUUAAGUACUAAACAAUCUUUAACAAUCAUGAGAAAAGAAAGUGAUGAAUUAUUAAACAAAUUGAAAUAUUACGAGAAUUUAGAAAACGACUUUAUAAAAAUGCGUCAAGAUCAUUACAAAGUUCAAAUGGAAAAGCAACAGUUGCAGGACGAAUUAGAUUGCCAACUGAAAAAUUUAAAGCAAAUUAAACAAGAAAACAAUGCAUUGCAAAAGGAAAGCUUCACAUUAAUGCGACACAGUGAAGAUAUGGAAAAUGCUCUUGUUGAUGCUAGAUCACAGCUUGUCCAAAAGUCUGACCGUCAAGAUCCUUAUCUUGCAAUAAAGAAAGAAAUAGAGGUGAUGAAAGAAGAAAAAACAAAAAAUCUUCAACGUAUCAGAGAUUUGUCAAAUGAAUUGGAUGUUAUGGAAAAUAUAAUAUCAAACCUUACCCAAGAUGUGUCCGCUAGAGAUGACAAGAUAGCAAUCUUGGAAAAUCAUAUCAAUAAACUUAAAGAUGAGAUCACACGCUUGCAUGGUUGUUUGUCAGUAGUUAUUGAAACAGGAGAACAAAUAAAAAGUACCAGUUACGAAAAAAUUGACCAAUCAAUGCAAAACAUGGAAGCUCAUCACUCAAAAGCAACACAUAAUAUGAAAAUGGAAAUAGCUAAUUUACAUAAAGAAAAAGUAAAACUUGAGGCUCAAAUGUCUUUUACAAAACUAAAAACUGAAGAAUCUCUGAAGGAGAAAAAUAAUCAAAAAUUAUUAUUAGCGCAAUUACAAAAUGAAAGAGAGAUUAUUAUAACGGAUAUUAAACAACUGGAACUUCAAAGUGUUGGAGAUAGUUCCUUGUCUCCUACUAAUUGUGAAGUUGAAAAUAUUUUGAAAUCUUUAGAUAGAAUACGAAAAAUUUUAGACAAGAAAACAUCUAAGAAUAAUUCUCUUGAACAGGCUUUGUUAAAAGUGCAAAGGUCAUCUCAGGUUCUAGUAAAUGAAGCCAUAGAUUUAGUAGAAAAAGAAAAACAGAAGAUACUUAAUGAAAAAGAAGAAGCCAUACGGGAUAAACAACAUUUGCAGAAUGAGUUGCUAAAUCAAGAACUAAUUAUAGGUAAACUUAAAAAUUCAACUGAUAGUUACAUUUCAAAAUUAGAAGAAGAAAUGCAUUCUCUUCAAUCUUUGUACCAAAACUCAAUGGCGAUGGUUAGUGAACUACAAGAAAAAAAUAAAAGUUUGUCCGAUCAAUCCAAAAACAAUUCAGAUAUUAUUGAAAAAUUACAACAGGAAUUAAAACAAAAAUCGAAUGAAAUAUUAGUAUUACAAAUGGCAUUGGCACAAUUGAAAAAUAAAAAUACCCUUAACGCUGAUACACAAACUGAUUUAGUCGGAAUAAAAUCGACUUCGUCCGUUCAAACUGAAAGGAAAACUAUUAAAGAUAGCGCAUUAUGUUGUGGGGUUUUAAGUACAAAUGAUACGGAAACUGAACCACACAAAACUACUGAAGAAAAUAACAUUCUUUCAAUAUUACCUAAACAAAGACCACAUUCAAUAAAUGAAGUACAAAUUCUUACCGCGAAUAUAGAGCCUACAUUUGAUUUCGUCAAAAGUAGUUAUCUUAGCUAUAAACUGAAACAACUAAGUUUCGGGCGCUUAGAACAACAAUCUAUAUCGAAUUAUGAAGUAUCUAUUCAAGAAACUCAACUUUCUGAAUCUGUGAGCAAUUCUAAUGACAAAGUUGAAAGGGAAGACAAUGCCAUUAUUGAUCUUUAUAAUAGGCAGUGCUUGCUCACAGAUUCUUCACAAAUUGAAUAUAGAGAACCAGAAACAUCUAAUAGCAAAACAAACUAUAAAAAUACUACAAUCACCAGUUUGUUUAGUGGAUCGAACCAAACUAAUAAACAUAAAAAUGAUCAUAAGCAUAUGAAGAUUUCAUCAAUUCCUAAAUCAGAAAAUACAAUUGAUAGGGAUCUCUUCGUCAUUUACAAAGAAAGUGAAACUGAUGUGGAUAGUAAAUCGCAUAACGACAAAGACUCAUGGAAUUCUGAUAAAAAAAUAAGUGAAUCAAUGGUUAAUAAUAGACCGCAACCAUUAAGAAAAGAAUUUUUAAAGAAAAAGCUUAAAGGUAAACAUAACGUGCAACAUGAUAAACACAAUACUCAAGAUAUCAUUGACAAUUAUAGUGAAGUAAGGUGCGACGAAGAAGAUGAUGAUAGCGUAAAACCUAAAUUAAAUAUAAAAUUACCUCGCGUAGUGACAGACAGCCAAUCAAUACCAACAACAUCAGAAGGUGAUAGAAAAUCUUUAGAUUCAUACACAAUGGCAAUCUAUUUAUCGCCCAAGGAGACCCGUUCCGAUAAUAAAAUUAAAUCCUGUACUAAUGUGGAAAAAACGGUUUCUCAAGAAACUCCUAGUUUGCCUACUUUAUCAAACGAUGUGAAUAACUUUUCACAUUCAAAUAACUCAUUUAGCGUUCCAGUUUAUGAAAACAAAAAGAAAUCAAAAACGAAUCACAACGAUACACAUCUAAGAUCAAAUGAAAGUGAAAAGACAACCCCAUUAGAAACAAAAUCAGUUCAUAAACUUUCUCGUGUUGAUGCUGACGUAUAUUUGAUAAAAUCAAAGGAAGAAAUUCAAAGAAGUCCUAGAAAAUUGGACAAGGAUUAUGGGCUUCAAUAUAUUUUAGAUGCCAUUAAGAAAGAAAAUGAGAGUGAACUAGCUGAAUCGGCAUCAUAUUAUACUAACAAGAAGAUGCGAAAAAGUCACAGCGAGGAAAGAUUACAUCCUGUGAAAAGAUUAGAGACUAAUUCUCAAACUAAAACAAUUACUAGCAGUUAUAGUCCUAGUAAAAUAAAUGAUAAUACACAAUCAAAGUCAGUUGCGGAUCGUAGCGUACUGGUCAAAAUUGAUAAUGCAGGAGACUAUGAAACAAAAAUAGAAUAUUUAACAAAAACUUUAGAAAACGUUGAGAAAGAUUACAAAAAGAAAAUUGAAGCCAUCAAAAAUCAAUAUGAUAGUAAUAUAAAAAGCAUAAUAAAUGAACAUAAUACUGGAGUAAAAAGUAUUCAAAACUUACAUGAAGAAACCUUACAAGACAUUAUUAAGAUUCAUGAAAACGAAGUAGAAAACUUAAGAACACUAAGUAUAGAAGCUAUGCGUAAAUCUGAAAAAUUGGAGAGAGAAAAUCGAACACUUAAAAGUAAAAUCCCCGAUUUAUCGUCCACAUUUGACGUGGAACCAACAAAAAUAUGCUGCAACGAUGGUAAAAGGCGAAGAAAGUCUAGGACAGAAACGCUUACAAAAACAGAUGUGGAAGCUUUCAAUGUUAAGCCAAAAAUCAAAUCUCACGGCCCUUGCACUUGUUCUCUUGACAUCAAUUUAUCAGAUACGAUCCGGAAUAUAUUUGAACAAGUCGAUAUAGAUCAAAGAAAAAUGGCCGAACAUACAUACCUGAAAUAUAUUGCAAAUAAAAUACUAAGCAAUACCGUUGAGGCACUAGAUUCACAAGAACUAUCAUUUUUACACCUGAAGGUGUGCCGGACUUGGAAGUUGAAGUUGAACAAAGAGGAAGCACUGCAGAAGAAGAUCGACACAUUGGAGCACGAGUUGAUGAAUAAACAGCGCAAUGCGCAGCAACACAUAGCAGAACUGGACCGCAAAGUGGCAGAAGAGCGCCGCCGCUUACAAGAGGUGCGCGAAGCGGUAUGUCGCACGCCGCCUGACUCCCGCAGCCCUAGCCCUGAGACUUCCAAGGUUUUGAUUGCUCCUGCCCCACCCGCCCCACCACCCACCAUGGCUGAAAAGGAUCUACUAUGCGGUUGCAAUACUGGAACCGGUGAUUUGAAAGUGAACGAGAGGCGUUCAGCGGGCGAUUUGGUUGUCAAUUUUCCUACCAGACCCAAGAGGGCCAAGGAGAGCAAUAGGGCUGUACUGGCCCGCAUGGAUGCUGAAGAGCGUCGCGAAAGGAGGCUCUACCACGACGAGCCCCCCACAAGGCUCCGACGGGGUCACGCUUCCGAGCGGAGGCCCCACAAGAAAUGA
Molecule: messenger RNA, 7098 nt
Organism: Amyelois transitella
Lineage: Eukaryota; Metazoa; Arthropoda; Insecta; Lepidoptera; Pyralidae
Product: putative autophagy-related protein 11
Exons: 21
Coding region: 1-7098 (2365 amino acids)
Source: RefSeq, a predicted model, not a curated record